This is a messenger RNA of Chlamydomonas reinhardtii, 2309 nucleotides long. RefSeq lists its product as uncharacterized. The transcript has 4 exons. Gene Ontology annotation, cellular component: cytoplasm; nucleus. Gene Ontology annotation, biological process: protein ubiquitination; modification-dependent protein catabolic process. The coding region runs from base 237 to 1487 and encodes 416 amino acids. Lineage: Eukaryota; Viridiplantae; Chlorophyta; Chlorophyceae; Chlamydomonadales; Chlamydomonadaceae. The record is from RefSeq and is a predicted model, not a curated record. Gene Ontology annotation, molecular function: ubiquitin protein ligase binding; protein tag activity.
AACGGGCGUACACUGUUCUGCGGCGAAUGGCUUGCAAGUUGGCUUUUUGGUUCGCGGGAUCACUUGGACCAGUUCGUUCAGGAAGAGCAGAUAAAGUACAACGGCCCUCAAACUGACGUUUAUAAUAACACGCCAGGCUCACUAUGGCUGCAUGUCCGGGCUGUCAGCGAGCUUUUAACCAUGCCGACAAGCUGCCGCUCCUCGCUCGGUGCGGCCAUACCAUUUGCGCGAGCUGUAUGCUUGAAGCGACCCGGUGCUGUCGGUGCGGUCGACACAUUCCUGAGGAUUCAGAGCGUCCGCUUAACUUCGCACUCGCUGAGCUUCUUGGCCUGCUGGGCCCGCCAGCCGCCUUAGCACGCCCUUGCGGCGACGGUCAGCGGUCAGCGGCGCGCGAGCAGCAGCGAGACGAGUGCCUUGGUGAUGCGGAGGGGCUGAAGGAGGGGGACUUGGACGAGGACGAGGAGGGGGAGGAAGAGGAGCAGGAGGGGGAAGAGGAAGAGGGGCAGGAGCAGGAGCAGGGGGAGGAGGAGACGCAGCAGGAGCAGCCGCACGGGCGGCCGCUCGAGAUCCUGGUGGACGUGUUCGUAGUGGACCCGCAGCGCAUGGAGCGGUGCGACAGGGUCACGCAGCUGCGGCUGGCUUUGCAGCCCCGCCCGAACUACCCACGCGAAUCCGCGCGGCUGCCCCUGGUGGAGCUGCGGCGGCGGCUGCAGGGGCGCGGCGUGCCGGAUGCGGCCUGGCGGUUCGCGUUCCGGAAACCUCACAAAUGGGAGCCAGGCACCUCGUACACACGCUUGCACAUGCUUUAUGAGCACGUGCGCAUGGACGGCGCAGUAGAGGUGUGGGCCGUGGGCGGUCCGUCCACUGCAGACGCCAUUGCUCGGCCGCCGCCGCUCAAGCUCUACGCGUACGACUCAUGCGCCCCCGGCACCCCUGUGAGGGAGGUGGUGCUUCACGGCCCCUGGGGCGAGUGGCGCGUGCACGGGCUGGAGGCCAAGCCGGGCAUGACCACGCGCGAGUUCGGGGACCUGGCGGCCGCGCGGCUGCCGCGGCGCCACAGGCACCAGCACGCGGGCCAUUUCCGCCUGGUGGUCAACGGCAGGAAGCAGCCGCAGCGGCUCAUGCUGGAUGUGGCCCAGGAGGGGCUGCUGGGCGGCGGCGCGGCGCUGCACAUGCGCGGCUGGCCCCCGGCGCCCGGCCCCAACAGCAGCGGCAGCCAGUCUGUGGUCCUGAGGCCGCUGUACGUGAAGACGCUGACGGGCAAGACCAUCACGCUGCAGGACGUGCACUCGGACCUGGACGUGUACGACCUGAAGUGCAUGAUUGACGAGCUAGAGGGCAUCCCACCGGACGAGCAGCGGCUCGUCUUCGCGGGCAGGCAGCUCGAGGACGCUGACACCCUGGCGUCCUACAACAUCUCAAAGGAGUCCACCCUGCAUCUCAUCCUGAGGCUGGGCCACCCAGGCGUGGCGAUCCAGGUGUCAUGAGGGGCGGCGGCUGGCGGCGGGAGUGGCGGAAGUGGCGGGAGUAGCGGGUGGGUGCUGGCGGGUGCGGUGGAAGUGGUGGCGGGUGGAGGGCGGCGGGUGGCGGGUGAUUGCCUGCUGUGGGCGCGGCUGAACGGGUGUCGGGGCGGUGGCGGAGCAGUGGUGGGGUAGUGGCAGUGGACUGGCGGGGGGAGGAGUUACAUUCAUGAUUUAGCAGGAAGGGGGGGCGGGGAAGAGGUGUAAUGACGGGUAUCUGCCCCGGACCUCAGGGACGUGCCACCUACUACCAUCCGUAGUAGCAGGGUGUGCCACGCGAGCUGACGAACAGCACGAAGUGCCGCAGCGCAUGCGCGGAUGUGCACAUGUGUGCAGCUGGCAAUCGCAACUUGAGGUGCUGUGUGAAUUGCAUCGCGUUGUGCUGCAGAUUCAUAACAUGCUUUGGGGAUAGAUGCGAUGGGACGGGGUAAGUGGCAGUAUUGCGUAGUCCCGUAGUGUGUAUUCCGAGACCUUGAAAUGGUCAGAGGUAACGGUGCAAGUGCGGCCGGCAAGGCCCAUUCCUUUUCGGCUCUAGGCAGAAACAAGUAAUGGGCUGAAGUGACGCAGGAUGGGUGGCCAGUCUGGUCGGUAGGGUGGCCGGUGUUAUCUCAGGCUUGACUGCCAACAGCCCGAUAGUAAUUGCAUGAGUUCGAGUCUGCUUUGUGAACGUGUACAGGAUGCGUAAGACGGGCUAGAUGCAGCAGGCCAGCCCCCAUCACCCCGUGAGGGGCCGCGAUCAGUAGCCCUUACCUUGAUAAUGUAUGGAAAUGGACGGUCUUAACUCUUCAC